UUGUUCAUUAAUGUCUUGUACAAGCAAAAAUUCACUACCUUUGAAAUGUAUUAAUAUGCUCAUUAAUUGUAUUAUAACAAUACUGCUUUUUUGUACAGCUAUUGUGGUUGACAUGUAGAAGGUGUUGUAUUCCAACACCUGAACAGAAACACGUCAGAUGCGUUUGUUGAGCACCAAAGACUGAGAGAGGGGGGCUUGAAUAGAAAAAGAAUGUAUAUUGGACAAGGCGUUUAUUAGAGAGCAUUUGCCAGAAUAAACUUGAAAAGUAAUAGUCAUUGUAAAUAAACAAGUCAGUCUAUAGCUUGUAUUUUAAGUUUUUUAACCUACCUGACUGCUUGUGAAAUUAACAGUGGAAACAUGUGAAAUCAACUAUGGAAACCAUGACGUUGCUAUCUUUUAGUUUGGUCUGCGCAUGGCCAGAAUUUUACACGUCCAGAAACCGCCAUCUUUGAAAUUUUUGUGAAGUAAUAAAUUGUGUUCUUCGGUGAAAUUGAAUAGGUUAAAAAUAUUAUUAGAAAGUAAAAAUAGUUAAUGUUGAAUUUUAUGAAGAAAUGGAAAGCGAUGAUUCUGUUGCACUGGAGUCAUCCGCGCAAGCUCUGGUUAGUUUGAGAGGGAAUCAACCCUCUCUGCGAACAUCUUAUGGAAGCGAAACACAAACAGUGGAUGGUCUACACUUAACAGAUUAUACGAUGACCGCAGUAUCGUUCGGUUCUCCGCGAAGAAAAUCACGGAGACCAGUGAAGCUUGAAAGUUACACUUUUAUAGGUUCUCCGAGUAAACAAACAGCCACAGAGCUGAUGUCUAAAUUAAAAAAUUUGUUGAAGCUACCAAAGGCCUUCAAAUGGUGCUAUUUUGAAUGGUUUUAUUCUAGUAUUGAUAGAUCGCUCUUACUAACUGAUAAUGAUUUUUAUGUGUGCAUCAAGGAGCAUUUUCCAAAUUUAAACGUUAAGAAACUGCGUAGGAUCGAGUGGAGAGAAGUAAGAAGGUUGAUGGGUAAGCCACGUCGGUGUUCACAAUCAUUUUUUAACGAAGAAAGAUCUGCGCUAGAGGAUAAAAGGCAGAAAAUUCGUCUUCUUCAGCAAAGGAAAGUGACUGAAUUAUCAAAAUUCAAAGAUCUACCAAAGGAAAUCCCAGUGCCUCUAGUGAUUGGCACUAAAGUUUCAGCUCGGUUACACAAACCUCUUAGUGGUAUUUAUACUGGUCAAAUUGAUGCUGUUGACAGCACUGCAUCAACUUAUAGGGUAAAAUUUGAUAUCCCAGAACUUGGGACUCAGUCAGUCAUGGACAUUGACAUUCAAAGCAAUGAAGAGGAAGAAACAAUGCCAAUUUCGUCUUUUGAAUUAAAAGAACGUCCAAGGCUUGCUAACUUUUCUCAUAUAAAUUCUGUUAGACAUAAACUGCCUGCGAUUCCAGACUCAUUAGUAAACAAAUCGCCAACUAGAGCUCAACUACAGGAGGUACUAGAAAAGGGUAAUCAUACAGUGGGUGGUUUUCCAAUCAAGUUUCUUGCUCUUGUGACCAGAUUAUCCAAAGUUUUAACUUCAAAAAGAGAAUUUGUUGACAAAUUAAAAAACUUUAACAGUGAUGCUGAAAAACUUAAAUCUUACCAGAUACCCAUAGAGCGUGAUUUUCAACGAAAAUAUGCUGAGGUAGUCUUAGAGCUAGAAAGACUUAACACAGAACUUAACAAAUAUUUGAUGCAAGUCAAUGAGUAUUGUGAAACAAUGAAUUCACAGCAAGAAGGGCAGUGUUCAGAUCGGUCUGAUGGAUUACAGAAGUCACCAAAAAAGCUGGCCAAGUUUAUGGUUGACCAAUUAUCUUGUGAAAUCGAUCAAGAUGUACAAAGUGGCUCCACUCUUCGCUUGAUUUCUGGACUAACAUCAUUAUUAUUCCAGGUGAAGGUGCUGGCAGAAAGUGACCUUAAUUCUUUUGAAUUAAAAGGUCUUGUUGACAGUCUUCAAGACUUGAAGAAAAUGAUUGACCCUGUCAAUGCCAGCUCAUUUCAAAACAAUGUAGAGAUACAUAUUGCACACAUACAAUCAGGACUUAGCCAAAUGGGAAACUUAAAAGCUUUCUCAACAAAUCCCUUUUAACUGUUUUUGUUUUGCUUAUCAAAAAUGAUCAAGAAACCUUACAAAAACCACAUGCUUUGCUAUUAUAAAGGAUUUUAGUUAUAGUAGUGAUUUAGCAAAAUGUUUUUAACCACACAAGUACCCUUUAUACCCCAGUAAAUUAAAUAUUUAAAUAAAUAACAAAUUCCAUUA
Xenia sp. Carnegie-2017 is the source of this 2264-nucleotide messenger RNA. Its product is annotated as protein lin-9 homolog. The record is from RefSeq and is a predicted model, not a curated record. Gene Ontology annotation, cellular component: nucleoplasm; transcription repressor complex. Gene Ontology annotation, biological process: regulation of cell cycle; DNA-templated transcription; regulation of transcription by RNA polymerase II. The transcript has a single exon. NCBI's taxonomy places the organism in Eukaryota, Metazoa, Cnidaria, Anthozoa, Malacalcyonacea, Xeniidae. Gene Ontology annotation, molecular function: DNA binding. The coding region runs from base 552 to 2093 and encodes 513 amino acids.